Mucor mucedo is the source of this 2133-nucleotide messenger RNA. Its product is annotated as prolyl oligopeptidase. Gene Ontology annotation, biological process: proteolysis. The record is from RefSeq and is a predicted model, not a curated record. The transcript is spliced from 13 exons. Gene Ontology annotation, molecular function: serine-type endopeptidase activity. Bases 1 to 2133 code for a protein of 710 amino acids. NCBI's taxonomy places the organism in Eukaryota, Fungi, Mucoromycota, Mucoromycetes, Mucorales, Mucoraceae.
AUGUCUAUAACGAGAACAUUAUUCUCUUCCAUUAAGGACAUCUUUCAAAGUAAAAGCAAAGUGCCUAGACCUAAAACAGUCAGUGAUAUCCAAUUACAUCAUGGAAAAACUCGGCAAGAUCUAUUUUCUUGGAUGGAAAACAUAUCGGAUCCACAUCUUGGCUCCUAUAUCCAGUCGGAAAAUGAGUUUACGCGUCAAGCCAUGCGUCGGCAUAAAUUUUUACACAAGGUUGUUUUACAGGAAAUGAAGAGGAGGUUAUAUAUACCUAAUACCUUAGCACCAUUAAAAACCGUAGCCCAUGGUUUCGAGUAUUAUUCCACAACCUCUGCUUAUGGCAUGGUCUAUCUUCGAAAGAAACUGGGAGAAGGAAAUAAUGCACCUGAACAAGUACUCUUGAACUCGGGCUUUCUCAGAUCCAUGAACAUGUCGAUACGUAAAGUGCUUUUAUCCCCAGAUCACUCGAUUUUUGCCUACAAUACCGAAAGAGAAGGUAUGGAAUAUGGUGAAUUACAUUUUAAAGACUUAAACAAUAAAAGCCAUUGGGAGAAUGAAGUGUUGGAAAACGUAUUUAAUUUUGUUUGGGCAAAUGAUCAUGUUGUUUAUUACACAGUACCCAAUGCGCAAUUAAGACCAUAUCAGGUUUAUGCACAUACUAUCGGCACAGAACAAUCCGAAGAUGUCUUGGUAUAUGAGGAAUUAGAUGAUACUGUUUUCGUGGAUAUCACAAGCUCAAAAGAUGGAAAAUAUGUUACUAUCAACGCAAACUCAUUAUCAUCCUCUGAAGUACGUGUGAUUAAAUCAGACCACGAUUAUAAGAAUGGAAUGCCAGAAAUACAAUUAGUGAAACCUCGGGUGUACGGAAUAGAAUACUAUGUAGAUCAUCAUAAUGACACUUUUUAUAUCCUGACAAAUGCAGACAAUGCAAAAAAUUUCAAACUUGUUCAAGCUUCCGACCAUGCCAUUGGCAGUGGAAACUGGCAAGAUCUUAUCAUCAUGAAGCCCACUGAAAAAAUCGAAGAUGUGGAUCUAUUUCAAAAUAAUGUAGUGAUUUAUGGCCGAAGAGAUGGGUUACCCAUGAUUUUGUGUCAUGAUUUACAUACAAAAGAAACACAUCAAGUAGAAUUACCAGAGAAAUUUUGUGAGGUGCAUCCAGGAACCAAUUUGGAUUUUAAUACAGAUUUUUUCCGCUUCUCUGUCAUUUCACCUUUUACCCAUGAGUCAACCUACGAAUACGAUAUGGCCGCACAUCAACUUAAACCUAUUCGUGUCCAAACCAUCAAAAAAUUUGAUAGGUCAAAGUUCACCUGUACACAAACACACGUUAAAUCGCAUGAUGAUAAACAAAUUCCAGUCACAUUGAUUCACAGAAAGGAUAUUGAGCUGAACGGAAGAAACCCUGUUUUGAUGAGAUCGUAUGGUGCUUACGGUACUUCGACCAACAUCGAUUUCCGUGUAGAACAGUUUCCUCUUAUUGAACGUGGAUGGGUAAUAGCACUAGCCCAUGUCAGAGGAGGAGGAGAGCUUGGAAAAGAUUGGUACGAGGAUGGAAAACUGGAUAAAAAGAUGAAUGGCUUUAAAGAUUUUAUAUCUGUUGCCGAGAGCUUAAUCGAAUCCAAACUAACCUCACCCGACCAUUUGACAGCCAUGGGAACCAGUGCAGGGGGACUCCUCGUGGGCGCCAUGCUUCACAUGCGUCCCGAUCUAUUUAAGGCCCUCGUCCUGAAAGUCCCAUUUGUCGACCCACUUUCAUCCAUGUUAAACCCCGAACUACCUCUUACACAAAUCGAAUAUCCCGAAUGGGGAAACCCCACACAAGAUCCCAAAGCCUAUGAUUUAAUACGUUCUUAUUCUCCCUACGAAAAUAUUUCCUCCAAAUUGUUCAAACCUGAUACACGAUUACCAUCCUUAUUUGUUACGGGCGGCAUGAAGGAUCAACGAGUGGCUUACUGGCAACCUCUUAAAUUUGUUGCUCGCAUUCGUCAUUUCACGCCACCUAUCUAUGAUGCUACCAACACCUUACUGAAGAUGGAUCUGGAUAGAGGACAUUUUGGCGGCGGUGGAUCUGAACAGGAUACAAGACUUUCGGACGUCGCCGAGCAAAUGACCUUUUUGAUAUCUCAAGUCCAAAAGUAA